CGACGCGUAGAGGCUGUUAUUCAAUGGAAACGAAGCAAAAUUUAUUUAGUAUAUUCUUUUUAAAUACAUGGAUUCUUUAGCAAAACAAACACAUAGGUGAUACUAAGUGAUACUUAGGUUAUAGUGUAACACCUUCCUAGUAAGAAGUAUUUACGAAACAAAAUAUUGUGAAAUUUUAAGUAUUUCAUCUUUUAUCAUGACACCAUAAACAUAGAGCAAGAAAAGUAUUCGUGUAUAUUAUAUACAUAUUCGCUUAUUGUAAUACACGAGAAUUAACCUCAAAAUGAGUUAUAAUAAAAAGGUAUCAUACUUUUAUAAUCCAGACGUUGGUAAUUUUCAUUAUGGUCCUGGACACCCAAUGAAACCCCAUAGACUCGCUGUAAUUCACAGUUUGGUACUUAAUUAUGGUCUACAUAAAAAAAUGCAGAUCUAUCGUCCAUAUCGAGCUAGUACGCAUGAUAUGUGUCGUUUUCACUCCGAUGAGUAUGUUGAAUUUCUACAAAGGGUGACUCCACAAAACUUACAAGGAUACACCAAAUAUUUAAGCCAUUUUAACGUAGGUGAUGAUUGUCCUGUUUUUGAAGGAUUAUUCGAUUUUUGUUCCAUGUACACAGGUGCUUCUUUAGAAGGUGCUACAAAACUAAACAAUAAUUGCUGUGAUAUCGCUAUUAAUUGGAGUGGAGGGUUGCAUCAUGCAAAAAAAUUUGAAGCCUCUGGUUUCUGCUACAUUAACGACAUCGUCAUAGCAAUAUUGGAACUAUUAAAAUAUCAUGCUAGAGUGCUUUACAUAGAUAUAGAUGUCCAUCACGGAGAUGGAGUACAAGAGGCAUUUUAUCUCACAGAUAGAGUAAUGACAGUAUCCUUUCAUAAAUAUGGAAACUAUUUCUUUCCUGGUACUGGAGAUAUGUACGAAAUUGGAGCAGAAAGUGGAAGGUAUUACUCUGUUAAUGUACCUUUAAAGGAGGGUAUCGAUGACACAUCUUAUGUUCAAGUAUUCAAGCCAGUAAUAUCUCAUGUAAUGGAAUUUUUUCAACCAACUGCAAUAGUUUUACAAUGUGGGGCAGAUUCCCUUGCAAAUGAUCGUUUAGGUUGUUUUAGUCUAAGCACUAAAGGACAUGGAGAAUGUGUAAAAUUCGUGAGAGAUUUAAAUGUACCGUUGCUCACGGUGGGAGGAGGAGGAUAUACGUUACGUAAUGUUGCACGUUGUUGGACUUAUGAAACUUCUUUGCUUGUUGAUGAACACAUCAGUAAUGAACUACCAUACACAGAAUAUUUGGAAUAUUUUGCACCAGAUUUUACAUUGCAUCCUGAUGUUGUAACAAGACAAGAUAAUGCUAAUAGUAAACAGUAUUUAGAGGCUAUUACAAGACAUGUAUAUGACAAUUUGAAAAUGAUUCAACAUUCUCCAAGUGUACAAAUGCAAGAUGUGCCGUGUGAUGCACUCCCUCUAGAAGAAGAAAGACAACCAGAACCUGAUCCAGACUCCAGACAAAAUGUGCAAGAGACUGAUAAAGUAGUUGAACCAGUUAAUGAGUACUAUUCUGGAGAAAAAGAUCAAGACAAGAUGGACAUAAGUGAAUCAUGACUAAGCAGUGGACAGACUAGACAUAAAAUAGGAAUAAUAUUGGACUAGGAAAGCAAGGUAUACGCAUUUGUAUAAAUACACAAUAAUUAAAAAAUAAUUUCUUCUGACAUAAAUGAUUGUAAAU
Molecule: messenger RNA, 1709 nt
Organism: Eufriesea mexicana
Lineage: Eukaryota; Metazoa; Arthropoda; Insecta; Hymenoptera; Apidae
Gene: HDAC3
Product: histone deacetylase 3
Exons: 2
Coding region: 284-1585 (433 amino acids)
Biological process (GO): epigenetic regulation of gene expression
Molecular function (GO): histone deacetylase activity
Source: RefSeq, a predicted model, not a curated record